UUUCUGCUUUAGUUUCGUGUCAAGAAUGUGCGAGAAUCACACGCGUGUCCUUAUGAUGAAAAUUGUGCUCGGGUAUUUACGGGUGAACGUGGAGUUUAUCCUGUGUUGAAAGAGAGAUUAUUCGAAGUCUUGAAGAAUUAUCCAAAGAUUCGAAAAACGAUCGAAAUAGUUUUAUCUUUCGGCUGUAUGGUUACGAUUAAUUACAGUUGUCAGCAGCCCUCUGAUGUAACUUUAAAUAUUUUAAGUAACCAUUGUAGAGAAAAUUUAAUUAUUAGCAAUUAAAGCUAAGUGAUGAAGGUAAAGCGCGGUUUCGCGCUCGCUAUAUAAAUGGAAAAUCUAAUAAGAGGAUACCUGCGAUCUAAAGGAGGCAAGUAGAAAAUGCCGCGCGCGCGAACGGAAGUGUUCGACGUGGUGGAAGUGGAGAAACCAUCGAGGUGCAUCAGAUUCCUCCGGCUGCUAUGGAAAUUCAGCAGAUGCAUCUUCUCUCACGUGACGUUAAUCUCUUUGGUGGUUGCUUAUUGUCUAAUCGGCGCAUACGCUUUCGAGUCACUGGAGGCGAAACAUGAGAAGGAGGUGAAGAUGAGUAUCAAGAGUAUACGAGAAAACGUUUCGGAAAAACUAUGGGAAAUUACGAAGGAUUUCGACGUGUUGAUUCGCGAAAAUUGGACAGAGCAGGCAUUGAACAAGCUGGAGGAAUUUGAGAAAUGCCUUUUGGAAAAAAUGGAGAAGGAAGGAUGGAAUGGCAACGAAAAGGAGGAUAAAUUGCAAUGGACAUUUUCCGGUGCUCUUUUCUAUUCCAUUAUCGUCAUCACAACAAUUGGAUACGGUCACAUUGCACCAAAAACGAAAAAUGGAAAAGUAGUGACUAUUUUUUACGCCAUUCUCGGCAUCCCACUUAUGUUGCUCUGCCUAUCAAAUAUCGGAGACGUGAUGGCGUCGAGUUUUAGGCGGUAUGGAUCAAGUAGAGGUCCUUUUCGUCGAUCCAUCAGAGUGAGUCAACGAUCAGCUGACUCGGCCUUAGGGCUCUCCGAAAGUAUGACAAAGUCUUCGUACUCUGAUACUGAUUGCAGGUAUAUGUCUCGACGAUUGGAAGGAAGUGAAUCAAAACCAAUCGGUUAUACACCUUCUACAAAUCAUCCAAUGGAAAUUAAGGCCGCAACUGUGCCACGUUAUUCGGAUAUUCCAAUGGCGACUCCGAGAAGCGUAAGAGCCAGUCCCAAAAUAACGACACAGUCACUGGACAGAAAAUUGCUGAUGAAUCCGAAUGAAGCGGAUCGCUCACCGGUUUUGUGCAACAGAUAUGCAUUGGAUGAUUUGGAAGAUGAAACAUCGAGGUGGCAGUUACCUCAAAAUAAAGUCGAGAACUCAGAGAAACCGCAAAGCACAGAAAUGGUUGAAGAGUUGGAUGGCGUUGAAAAACGAACUUCGUUUAGCCGCAGAUCUUUGCCGAGAAGAUGUCUUUCUGUAGAAGGAGCUACGACGACGAAUAGAGCGAGUUCAUUUUCAGGACACCGACCAGCUUCGAUCUAUUUGGAAAUGGAAUAUAUGAAAAGAUCGCAGUCUAGCAAAAGUAGACGCACUAGGAGCAAUUAUUCUGUUGCGCGUUCUUAUAAACGGGGACCGCUGCCGUCGCCUAGAAUUAUGUCACCAAUGGGAUUUGCUGUUCAUCGACAGGUUUAUGCCGAUGAUAUUGAUUUUGACUACGAUUACUAUUCUGGUACGGAUGAUCAGGAAAGACAACCGACCAAGCCCGUGCCUAUUUGGCUGUGUGUCUUUCUGGUCGUCAGUUAUAUACUUGGCGGCGCUUAUCUCUUCAACCGGUGGGAAGGUUGGCCGUUCCUUGAGUCGGCUUACUUCUGUUUCAUCACGUUGACCACCAUCGGUUUUGGCGACUAUGUGCCGGCGUUGGACGCGCAGAAGGGCAUCGCCCUUUGUUCUCUCUACCUGCUAUUUGGAAUUGCCUUGCUGGCAAUGAGCUUUAAUCUGGUGCAAGAGGAAGUCAUCAACAACAAAGAGGAGGAAGAAGCCGAGGACUACGACGAAUACGACGCCGAGUACGAAGAUGAGGUCUAUGAAAACGAGCCCAAGCUCUGA
Messenger RNA from Acromyrmex echinatior (Panamanian leafcutter ant), 2094 nucleotides. RefSeq names its product potassium two pore domain channel subfamily K member galene (gene galene). Gene Ontology annotation, cellular component: plasma membrane. Gene Ontology annotation, biological process: potassium ion transmembrane transport; stabilization of membrane potential. The record is from RefSeq and is a predicted model, not a curated record. NCBI's taxonomy places the organism in Eukaryota, Metazoa, Arthropoda, Insecta, Hymenoptera, Formicidae. Gene Ontology annotation, molecular function: outward rectifier potassium channel activity; potassium ion leak channel activity.